AUUGUGCGUAUCGAUGUACCGCACAUCCAAGUGCAUGUACCUGUCAGUUAGACAGUGGCGUAGGCCUCUCGACGCCUCCCACCACUCGCCCCCCACAUUUCGGCAUUUCCAAGGAUGCACGACGGCCAGCCGCACAUCCUCGUCAUUUAAUCUUACGCGCUACAUCGUCCACCCUCACCAGCCCUCGACCCUAUGCAGUGGGAUGGUAAUGCCGGGGACGCCUGCAGGAGACGCUGGUGAACGCAAUGGCACCGAUGUUGCAGCAUCCACCGUAGUGCAUCCGACCGCACCCCUUCCCCUCGCCCAGCUAUGCGCUCAGAUCCAUGGAAAGCUCGCGGCCUUCUUGAAUGCGGACCCCAAGACCGAGAGACUCCGAGCGGUGCAGGCGCAGAGCCGCAUCAGUCUGGGAGUCAUCGAAGAGGCGCUGCGCCGAUACAGCCCCGAGGAGCUGUCCAUAUCGUAUAAUGGCGGCAAGGACUGCCUCGUCCUGUUGAUCCUCUACCUCAGCGCCCUCCACUCCUACCACGCAAGGCCCGUCGACGGCCUUCAUACAUCCAACAAGACCAACAAUCAUCAUCAACACCAUCCCCCACCUGCACGGCUCCCCACCCGCCUGAACUCCGUGUACAUAGUGACGCAACAUCCUUUCCAAGCCGUCGAAGAUUUUGUCGCUUCGUCCGUCGAGUACUACCACCUUUCCAUGACCCGCUACGCCAAACCGAUGAAAGAAGGCUUCGCCGACUACCUGCGCGAGCAUCCGAAGAUACGGGCAAUAUUCGUUGGCACACGACGGACAGACCCGCACGGCGGCGAACUCGUGCACUUCGACCCCACCGAUCGAGGCUGGCCGGACUUCAUGCGCAUCCAUCCCGUCAUCGAUUGGCAUUAUGCAGAGAUUUGGGCGUUCAUAAGAGAGCUGGGCAUCACGUAUUGCGAGCUGUACGAUAUGGGCUACACCAGUCUAGGCGGCACCACGGAUACACAGCCCAACCCGGCAUUGGGCGUUGGGAGUGGCGGCUUUCGACCAGCUUAUGAGCUGCUCCAGGAUGAGGAAGAGAGGCUUGGGAGGAAUCGAUAACACCCAUCGGGCAUGACUGGACAUUGGCUGAUGCCUGCUGCAUAGAUCUCUAU
Molecule: messenger RNA, 1131 nt
Organism: Neohortaea acidophila
Lineage: Eukaryota; Fungi; Ascomycota; Dothideomycetes; Mycosphaerellales; Teratosphaeriaceae
Exons: 2
Coding region: 14-1078 (354 amino acids)
Biological process (GO): FAD biosynthetic process
Molecular function (GO): FMN adenylyltransferase activity
Source: RefSeq, a predicted model, not a curated record